This is a messenger RNA of Zea mays, 2020 nucleotides long. RefSeq names its product importin alpha-2 subunit. Lineage: Eukaryota; Viridiplantae; Streptophyta; Magnoliopsida; Poales; Poaceae. Gene Ontology annotation, molecular function: nuclear import signal receptor activity; protein binding. The record is from RefSeq and is marked provisional. Gene Ontology annotation, biological process: protein import into nucleus. Gene Ontology annotation, cellular component: cytoplasm.
CCCGUUUGCUUACGUCACCAAGCCGCCGAGAACCAGAGACAGACAGAGAAGAAAAACUGCAGCCGCCGAGCUCAGCCUCAGCCGCCGCGACGGGGACAGGGAAAGAUGGCCGACGGCAGUGCCUCCGCCUCGCCGCCUUCCGUUUCUCCGCACCAGUACCACCGCGACGCCAUCAAGUCCUCAGUGCGUAAUACAGCUGCUAAUAGGAGGAGGGAACAUGCCAUUGCAAUAGGGAAAGAAAGAAGGGAAGCCUUGAUGCGUGCAAAGCGUGUAUGCCGAGCUCCUCUUUCUGGCAGUGAUGAGGCUGCAGGAGAAGAGGGUGACAUGGUUGUUGAUGAGGAGAAAGCAGAUCUUGAGACUAGAACGACUCAGGCUGUUGAGGAGCUGAAAUCUGCUUUGUCAAGCCAGGGAAAAGGUGCACAGAAUAGGAAGACAGAAGUGCUUCGUGCUUUAAGGCGUUUGUUGUCCCAGUCUGAAGUACCUCCAGUUGAUGCAGCAAUUAAAGCUGGAGCAGUCCCUCUAUUAGUGCAGUCUCUGUCAUUUGGAUCGCCAGAUGAACAAUUGCUAGAGGCAGCUUGGUGCCUUACAAACAUAGCGGCAGGGAAACCUGAGGAAACUAAAUCCUUACUUCCUGCUCUACCAUUGCUCAUUGCUCACCUUGGUGAGAACAGCUCUACACUUGUCGCGGAACAAUGUGCAUGGGCCAUUGGUAAUGUUGCUGGUGAAGGAGCAGAGCUGAGAAACACAUUACUUGCUCAAGGUGCUUUGUGGCCUCUUGCCCGUUUAAUGCUGUCAAAUAAGGGUUCCACAACAAGGACUGCUGCUUGGGCAUUGUCAAAUCUCAUCAAGGGGCCUGAUUCCAAGGCUGCGAAUGAACUUAUUGGUAUCGACGGCAUACUGAAUGCAAUCAUUCGGAACUUGGAAAAGGCGGAUGAAGAACUUGUAACUGAGGUGGCAUGGGUGGUUGUCUAUCUUUCAGCACUUUCAGAAAAAGCUACCAGCCUAAUAGUAAGAAGUUCGAUGCCACAGUUGCUGAUCGGGCGCCUUCUAGCAUCUGAAAACUUGCAGUUGCUCAUUCCGGUACUUCGCGGUUUAGGAAAUCUUGUAGCCGGUGAUGGUUACAUGGUUGAUUCAGUCCUUAUUGUUGGAAACAGUGUAACAGAUCAAGCCUUAUCAAGUCUUAUCAAGUGUUUGAAGAGCGACCAUAGGGUUCUCAAGAAGGAGGCAUCAUGGGCCAUGUCAAAUAUAGCAGCGGGCAGUUUUGAGCAUAAGAAACUGAUAUUUGGUAGUGAGGCGACUCCUUUGCUGAUGCACCUCCUCAGGACUGCACAGUUUGACAUCCGCAGGGAAGCAGCAUACACGCUGGGCAACCUGUGUGUUGUCCCAGCAGGCAGUGGUAACCCCCCAACUAUAAUCGUUGAGCAUUUAGUUGCCAUCGUAGAUGGUGGAGCCCUUCCAGGAUUUAUAAAUUUGGUGAGGUCGGCCGAUAUAGAGAGUGCGAGACUUGGGCUUCAGUUCCUGGAACUGGUGAUGAGAGGAUACCCUGACAGCCAGGGCCCAAAGCUCGUGGAGACAGAGGACGGCAUUGAGGCCAUGGAGAGGUUCCAGUUCCAUGAGAACGAGAUGAUGAGGAAUAUGGCGAAUGGUUUGGUUGAUAAAUACUUUGGCGAAGACUAUGGCCUGUGAGUUGUGCCGCCGAUACAUCUGGGUAAACGUGGAGCUAUUUGUGGGUUUGAAAUGUAACGAUCCUGGAACAGAAGGAUGCGCCGUUCAUCAUGGUUUCCAUGUAAUUUAGCCCCUAAUAUAUAGCUGGAAAUGUGAAUGUGUUGAAACUGACCGUGAGCUGGAGAUGUUAAGUGUGGAUACCUUAGAUAGACAUAGACUGACAUCUUGCACAGUGCUUCCUCUAUCUCAAAAUAUUUUUUCGUCUCGUAUUUUAAGUGUGGAAAUGUUGGAGAUGCUCUUAGAGUACAAAUAUAUGACUGAUUAAUCUGAUGAUGUUUAUAAUGUACCAUAAAAA